Messenger RNA from Adineta steineri, 1053 nucleotides. NCBI's taxonomy places the organism in Eukaryota, Metazoa, Rotifera, Eurotatoria, Adinetida, Adinetidae. The record is from the annotation of a GenBank genome assembly.
GCAUUAGGUUGGCUUUUAGUUGCAUUAUCUACUGAGAAAAAUGCAACAACAACACAAUCAAUUGAGACAAUCUAUAAACAUAUCAAAGGUAAAGUAAGUGAAACUGCUGAAACAGCCAAUUUUAUAACAUCUUAUGGUGAUGAUGGUCAAUCUGUUAUGUUACAUUCUGAUCAACGAACCGAUGCUAUCUUAUUAGAAGCAUUAUUAUAUAUUGAUCCACAAUCAACACUUUGUACAAAAUUAUGUAAAGGUUUACAAGCACAUAAAGUUAAAGGUGCAUGGAAAUCAACACAAGAAAAUUGUUUUGUAUUGCUUGCAUUAGAAAAAUAUUUUCAUAUUAAAGAAAAAGAUACACCUGAUUUUAUUGCAAAUAUUUGGUUAAAUAAUGAUUAUUGUGGUCAACAUCAAUAUAAAGGCCGAACAACAAAUACACAUACAGUUGAUAUUCCAAUGAAAUUUAUUCUAUCACAAUCAAAUGAUAAGAAUUUAAUUAUGCAAAAAGAUGGUCAAGGUCGAUUAUAUUAUCGUAUUGCAUUGAAUUAUGCACCAACAAGUUUACAAUUAAAUGCAGUUAAUUAUGGUUUUAAGAUUGAACGAAGAUAUGUAGCUGUUGAUGAUUCGUCACAUGUUCAAAAACAAGAAGAUGGUACAUGGAAAUUUAAAUUAGGUGAAAAAAUCAAAGUUAUAUUAACAAUGACAACAACACAACGACGAUAUCAUAUUGCAUUAGUUGAUUAUUUACCUGCUGGUUGUGAAGCAUUAAAUACACAAUUGAAAGGUACAAUUACAGGUGAUACAGAUUCAUCUGUUACAAGAUCAAAUCAAUCUAGAUGUUGUCCAAACUCAAUUACUGGUUGGACUGAACAUGAAAAUUUACGUGAUGAACGUGCUGAAGCAUUUCGAUCAUUAUUAUGGCCCGGUGUUUAUGAAUGGAGUUAUGUUAUGCGCGCAACAUGUGCCGGAACAUUUAUAAUGCCACCAGCAAAAGCAGAAGAAAUGUAUUCACCAGAAAAUUUUGGUCGAUGUGCUACAGAAAAAGCUACUAUUAACUAA